This is a messenger RNA of Lingula anatina, 1066 nucleotides long. RefSeq names its product pleckstrin homology domain-containing family J member 1. NCBI's taxonomy places the organism in Eukaryota, Metazoa, Brachiopoda, Lingulata, Lingulida, Lingulidae. The record is from RefSeq and is a predicted model, not a curated record. Gene Ontology annotation, biological process: endosome organization; receptor recycling; retrograde transport, endosome to Golgi. Gene Ontology annotation, cellular component: recycling endosome; trans-Golgi network; early endosome.
AAUAAAAUUUCACUUAUUAGCCUCUCUGCAAAUAUGAUAUAGCACUGCCAUGGAUAUUUCAUUCUAUCCACACAGGAUCCCAACUGUACCCUCAUAGAUCUACCAACGUUAGCAAAGAUCUACCUGUAGCCAGCAUUUCGGUAGACUAUGUCGCAAAUGACUAUUGCGACAUCAAAAUAGUAGGUUUGAAACGCUCUAUCAUUUCACAAUAUUAGCGUUUGCCCUGAGAACGAGGCUCCAAAGAAUGGUGGUGCUUGUUGUGAAGUGGGUACUUGAUAAAUACAAGAAGAUGUUUUACUUCAAGCCUGAAUGUUCUAUCACCUUGGUUUUACGGUUUAGCACUUAAAACCCAAAACAGAUAUUAAGCUUGCUUUGUAGAAAAUGAGAUUCAAUGAGAAGGAGCUGCGCUAUGUCUCGAGGAAGAUAUCAGCAGAUCGCGAAGGUCGAUUGGCCCACAAACCACCUAGGGAAAAUGGUUACAAAGAAAGAUGGUUCAAGUUGAUGAACAAUUUGCUGUUUUACUACAGAACGGACCAUGGGGUCAUGUCAGAAACUGAGGCAUGUGGUAUUUUAGUUCUUGAAAAAUGCAGGACACAGAUUGAAGUGGAUGGAAACAGUCUGUUUGUGUUCUCAAUUGUGUUUGAAGAUGACAGAGACAAGAAGCAUAUGUUCAGUGGCCAAAAUGAGAAUCAAAUCAGGGAAUGGAUGGAUGCCAUCAAUAGAGCAAGUUUUGAUCAUCUGCGCUCCAAAAUCCAAGUUUUGAGGUCUCAAAUAGCACAGAGGAGAGGCAAGGGUCCAGCAUUAGCUUUGAGUGAGCAGCAAGUCAGACCAAGCAUGCAGGAGACAAAAGAACAUCACAGAAUAAGACAAGACAAGCAUUUCAGUUUGUUCUUCCCUUCAGAAAUUGGAAGGAAAGAUAUAGGGGAGGCACUCCUUGUUGACUUAUGACCAUAAAGGAAUGGGAUCCAUACCAUAAUGCCACCCAAUAGCAGGGCAGAGUGACAGUAAAGAGCUGUUGUCUUUGGUAACACGACUGUAACAAUUUUGAAAUAUCCGUGUACCGUUU